Molecule: messenger RNA, 1443 nt
Organism: Cylindrotheca closterium
Lineage: Eukaryota; Bacillariophyta; Bacillariophyceae; Bacillariales; Bacillariaceae
Source: the annotation of a GenBank genome assembly
AUGACAGCUACAAGCGAUACUACAGACUCUACAGAAACUGAGAACCAUUCAGCUUACCAACAGCUGCCAAUAGCGGAUCUAGAGCAAUCUGACGACGAAGAUGAUUCCAUCGUACGAGCUCCCGAUCACUUUUCAGCGCGGCGAACGACGCUUAACUUUGUUUUGAUGAGCAUCUUAUUCAGUGCCAAUCACGGUAGCGUCGUAUCGUGCUUAGGCGUAGCCUCAAAUCGCUUAGAUCGAACCGGCGCAGCAUCGAGCGGGAUCUUGUUCCUUUCCUACACUGCAUCAUCCUUGUUGGGAUCUACCUACGUAACAAAGCGAGCAGGUAGCCGCCAGGCACUCAUAUACGGGAUGGGGCUUUACUGCGUCUACGUAGGUUGCUUUUGGUUGGCAACUCUAGCAACGACAGAUGCCACUGUUAAAUUAUUUUGCUGGGGAGGCGCCGCUUUGGGAGGUGUGGGCGGGGGCUUACUCUGGAACAGUCAGGGCACUUACUUCGGAAAAGCGGCUGAAGAACAUGCACGACAAUUGAAUCAGUCCAUCGAAGUAUCCACAGCAUCCCUGGCUGGAAUCUUUGCAACUAUUUACUUGAUUGAAGAGCUUGUUUUGCGGCUAUUGUCCACGUUUCUGCUAGAAUCAGGCGCUGCUUCUUGGGAGGACAUUUUUGGUAUCUACACCGCCGUGGCCCUACUUUCUGUAAUCCCGAUGCCCUUUCUUCGGGAUUACCGCUCCACCGACGCGAGUGGCAAUGAAAGCUUAUCGUUGAUUUUUGACAAAGUAACCAUUGCAGGGAAACUGCUGGUGAGAGACCCGAAGAUGAAAUACAUGGUGGGCUUGAAUGCAGCCUUUGGUUUUACAUCUGCAUUUUUGGGAUCAUAUGUAAAUGGUGAAGUCUUACCAGUGGCACUCAGCGACGAAAGUGGGAAGAUGAUAGGGGUGCUAACAGGUUGGACAGCUUUUACGGCAGCUGGUUUUAGUUUACUUUUUGGAAGGCUCGCUCCCAUUUUGGGCAAGGGGCCAAUAUUGAUUGGGGGUGGAGUCUGCUUCAUGAUGGUUAUACUUCCAUUCCUGGUACAACCGGAUGCACAUAAUUACAAUUUGGCGUCUCUUUUGUUUGUGUAUACGAUGCAAGGCAUCGGCCGCGCGACAUUCGAGGGCACUCUCAAGGCGACGUUUGCAGAUUUCUUCGCCUAUGAAAAGGAGGGGGCUUUCGGCAACAUCAUUCUACAGAAUGGUCUGGCUGGGGCGAUUGGUUACUUCUUGACCUUCAAUCUUCUCUGCGACGAACCGAGCAAGUAUUGCAUCAAGUACCGCGAUGGAAGCCUCCAUGAUGUUUUGACGUUCGAAUUGAUCGUUUGCGUUUCGGCGAUCGUUGGUAUCCUCGGAUACAUUCGAGCGGCUUCCAUCCAUCGGUACGAACGAAAUGCAGAACUUUCAAACUAA